This is a messenger RNA of Trypanosoma conorhini, 444 nucleotides long. RefSeq names its product FIP1-like protein. The transcript has a single exon. The record is from RefSeq and is a predicted model, not a curated record. Gene Ontology annotation, cellular component: mRNA cleavage and polyadenylation specificity factor complex. Gene Ontology annotation, molecular function: RNA binding. The annotation marks the transcript as partial. Lineage: Eukaryota; Euglenozoa; Kinetoplastea; Trypanosomatida; Trypanosomatidae.
AUGGCGGAUAGUGAAGAGAACCCGUUUGUUGGUGGACACACGGAGGAGACCGCGGGGCCCCUUCUGACGGCCGUAGCGUCGCCACCGCCAGCCGCAGGAGGCGGGGGGACGGCAACGGAAGAAGCACAGGGGCAGCAGCAACAGCAACAGCAGCAGCAGCAGGCGUUGGAGGAGCCAAAGGGUGAUGUAUCGGGACUUGUCCCGCUCUGCGUGCGCCAUGCUAGUGGACCGCAGAUCAACAGCGCCGUCUUUGGGUAUGACAUUGCGCAGAUGCAGAAGCGCCCGUGGGACGAACCCGCGGCAAACCUCAAGGAUUACUUCAACUACGGCUUUAACGAGACCAGCUGGAGGCUGUACUGCGCGAUGCAGGCAGGGGGCGAGGCCUCGCCGCUGCCGGGGACGAACGCCUUUUAUCCACAGCCGAUCGGCCCUGCAAUGAAGAAC